Molecule: messenger RNA, 527 nt
Organism: Schizosaccharomyces octosporus yFS286
Lineage: Eukaryota; Fungi; Ascomycota; Schizosaccharomycetes; Schizosaccharomycetales; Schizosaccharomycetaceae
Exons: 1
Coding region: 171-365 (64 amino acids)
Source: RefSeq, a predicted model, not a curated record
CGCGAGCAUCCGGUGAAAUUAUAUAAAGAAAGCGCGUCCCUGCUUUUGUUGGCAAUUACCAAAAACAGAAUUCAAAAAGGUCUUUACAAUACUGAAGCGACUUAGUUCGAAACUUACUGAAAAAAGGAAUUACUUCUAAUUCGUCGGCAAGCAUCAAUUGAAUCUACAUUAUGGCUGAAGAAAGACAAGCAAAAAGCACCGUUAAGGACGCUGAUCACAAAGUCACUUACAACAUUGAACGUGUCCGCCAUGGAAUAAAUAACUUUUUUGACGAUGUUGGAAGUGCUGUCAAAAAGGAAGGGAAUACUGGAACUACUCAACAAAGCAAAGAUGCCGCACGCACCGAAAGUGCUGGAAAAAUGUAAUAAUAUUGUACCGAUACUACUCCAUUCCCUCACAUAAAAAUGUAAACCUGUGUUUAUACAAUGCAUAUUUCUUUGUUUGGAUUCUUACGUUGUUCAAUGUUUUAAGAUUUUUCUCUUUUAAUGAUAUUAUGAUUGCAGGGCAAUUGUUCCCUUUUACCUAUA